CUUUACAUUUAUUUGCUCCGAGGCAGCAGCCUUCCAAGCGUGAUGUCCACAGUGCCCGGUUUAGCCUUCAUGAGUCAAGAGAUGACGCUGGAGCGUGUCGGGGAACCUGAAGACCAAGAGACAGGAAAAUCGGACUCGAUUGCUGAGACAAUUCCAAUCAUCCAGAGCUUAGCCACAGCUUUCGAAUUCCGUUCUUCUCAGGAUCUUCAGUUUAUUGCACGCGUGAGGGACCGCGUCAGCAAGAUGUCAGCGCAAAGGAAGCAACAAACCGACCGAUUCGACGAGGAGCAUCGAUACCGGGUUCAGCAGCUGAAGAAACUUAAACUUGACGCUGAACGCCCUGCUGGAGUGCUCAGUGCCCCCGAACACGCACAGAAGAUCGAACGUCUCCAAAGGGAGAAGUUUGACCUCACGAAGGAAAUCGGCGAUAUUGAACGAGACACGGACUAUGCUUCUGGAGAGCUUGGUAGGCUACGCGACGAACAUGCGAAGCUCCAAGCGCGAGACGUCCCUGGCGAAUCGGCUGUCGAUGCCGCUGCGAUACAGCUAAACAUAAUGACGAAAUUAGGAGUCGAUUUGGUGUCAUCGGGGAAGGUUCUUCUUCACUCACCUACUGAAGCUUAUGUUGUUGACCUCAAUGAUGGAAGCUCCCCAUUCGACAAGACGAAUCAGAUCUGGGAUCUCAUUUCUGACAUUCCCCGUACUCCUGAGCGGUAACUGUAGAGUUAUGACCGUGCCAUCAUCAUCACCCAAUGCUUGGUGCCUGUGUCUUCUUAUUUCCUUGGAAUGUUGUAUUUAAUGUAAUAUCAAAUCUUCUCGAUCACCCACAACUCAUCGCCCAAGUAUGCCAUGAUAUCAACCCCAACUCCCUUGUUUACUUUCUUCAUCUCUUCAGUGCCAAGUUUCGUGAUACC
Messenger RNA from Cantharellus anzutake, 914 nucleotides. RefSeq lists its product as uncharacterized. NCBI's taxonomy places the organism in Eukaryota, Fungi, Basidiomycota, Agaricomycetes, Cantharellales, Hydnaceae. The transcript is spliced from 5 exons. Bases 43 to 717 code for a protein of 224 amino acids. The record is from RefSeq and is a predicted model, not a curated record.